Messenger RNA from Moesziomyces antarcticus, 849 nucleotides. RefSeq lists its product as uncharacterized. The transcript has 3 exons. Lineage: Eukaryota; Fungi; Basidiomycota; Ustilaginomycetes; Ustilaginales; Ustilaginaceae. The record is from RefSeq and is a predicted model, not a curated record. The coding region runs from base 1 to 849 and encodes 282 amino acids.
AUGUACCGGCAACAACCUCGACCUAUGUCACAGCGUUGGGGCGAGGCGAAGGAGACAGAGUAUCAUGGAAGCGCCAUGUCCUCGAUGCUGUUUUUGGUACCACGCGACCGUGCCACGACACAGCCAAAGACGUCAAACCACAGUGGCUUCCCCGUCGGCGGCCCAGCACCCUUGGUCUCGCCUAGCUAUGCUCCCACACAGCAACCCAACACAAACAUCAUGGACGCCAAGCAGAUUAAGAAGGAGGAGAAGGUCCUGGCCAAGGAGGCUAAGGCCGAUGACAAGCAGCUCAAAUCUGCCCAGAAGUCCUUCGAGAAGGACAAGAAGAAGGAUGCCAAGCUUCUCAAGGCGCAUGCCAAGGCCGAGAAAGAGCACCAGAAGGCGAUCAAGAAGGAACACAAGCUGCAGGCCAAGCUGGAGAAGCAGCAGGCGAAGUACAACGAGUCUGUCCGUACUCUCGAGGAGAAGAAGAUGAAGGUUGAGAACGCCAACAAGGCGCUCAACGAGCACCGCGGCAAGCUGCAGAACACCGAGCAGCACCUUGCUUCCGCCCAGCACAACAAGGCUGCCGGCGAGAGCGAGCGCCACCGCCACAAGGAGGCGCUCGCCGCCAAUGGUAGCGCUCCUGUGACCGGAACCCCUGCUGCCCAGACCGCCGCUACCCCAGCGACGGCUCACCCUGCGGCCAACACGGUGCCUGCCACCAACACCGCGCAGCCCAUCGCCCCUGCUUCGGCCCAUGGCUCCACCCCUGCUGCCAAUUCUGGAUACGCUGCCCCCGCCAACAACGCCUACGCCGCUCCCGCGACCACUGGCGCCUACACCGCCCCCGCCGUCGGCGCCCACUAA